AUGAGUAUGACACAAUUCGGUAGCAGUGGAAGCGGCGGAAGUGGUAGUAGUUCAAGUAGUAGUACUAGAAAUUUUAAAGACAGGGUUGAGAGACGCUCUGUUCCGGAAAAAUUGAUGGUGGUUGUUAGAAUUAGACCGCUCGGACAAGAUGAAGCCGGUCCAAGAGUGCUACAUGCUCUUAAUAAUAAGAUGGUUAUGGUGGAUGACUUAGAAACAGACAAACAGAAACGUGCUUCACCUAAGCAAUAUUUGUACGAUUUAGUGUUAGGAGAAGAUUCAUCGCAAGAAGCAGUUUACGAGGGAACAACUAAAUCACUGGUGCAAGAUAUAAUCGACGGAUAUAAUGCAACUGUUUUUGCAUAUGGUGCCACUGGGGCAGGGAAAACACACACGAUGGUCGGCAGUGCUGAAGAGCCUGGUGUUAUGGUUCGGGCGUUGAAUGAUAUUUUUUUAGCAGCACGAAGACUUUCAAAUGACGUUGAUGUUGAGGUAAUAAUGUCAUAUCUUGAGAUAUACAAUGAAAAUAUUCGCGACCUGUUGAAUCCAAAUACUGGUUACUUGGAGUUGCGUGACGACUCGCGAGGUCGCAAUAUACAAAUCACUGGGCUCACUGAAGUUUCGAUAAAUUCAACGGAAGAGGUAAUGAAAUUGUUACACCAAGGCAACAAAGCACGGACAGUUGAGCCGACAGCUGCUAAUGAAACGUCAUCUCGUAGCCAUGCUUUACUUAACGUCGUAGUCAAGCAAACAACAAGGCCAUCGUCUGGUCGUGACCUUCGACAUCGGGCACGUGUCAAGCAGGGUAAACUUUUUAUGAUUGAUCUUGCUGGUUCCGAAAGAGCAAAACAAACAAAGAACCAAGGAAAACGUCUCCAAGAGGGUGCUCAUAUAAAUCGAUCACUUUUAGCACUUGGUAAUUGCAUAACAGCAUUGUCUGGUGGAGCGCGUUAUGUUAACUACCGAGAUUCCAAGCUUACUAGGCUUUUAAAGGAUGCACUUGGUGGUAAUUGUCGGACUGUGAUGAUUGCUCAUGUUUCACCCUCGGGUAUUCAUCGUGAAGAAAGUAAAAAUACAUUGAUGUACGCUGAUCGCGCUAAUCGGAUCACUACCAAAGCUGAACAAAAUAUUGUUGAUGUUAAUUAUCAUGUCUCGCAGUACCGAGACAUAAUCAGCGAUUUAAAAAAUGAAAUCUCUAGACUUAGAAAUAAAAUGCACGAUACUGAGAGACCUGACAUUGGAAGACCCGAGACCCAAGAGAGAAUUAGUACGACUAAAGUUAAUGAUCUGAGAUCUUUGAGGGAAAAAAUAGUUUCUGCGUUUAAAGAACAAAUGCGGCUAAGGCGUAAACUCAUGGAAUUAGAUAGUCAUCUACUGGGUCUUAAUAUAGCUGCUGAACAACAGCAUGCAAUUAUUUCACACUGGGAGUCUAGGAAUAAUAAACUUUAUAAAGCUAGUAAAGAAAAUACCAGACGGAGAUCUAGCGCUGAUAGCCAGAUUGAUGAAACUGAAAGCGAAGAUCUAGGUGAAGAGUAUGAAAUAAAUGAUAUUACUGUGCAACAAGCUUGGACGGAAUUGUCAGAAAUUAAUAAGGAACAAGAGCGUUAUAUUGAAAUCCGAGCGAUUACUGAACGGGAAUUGGAAAAUUGUCGGCAGCGGAGUGCAUCUCUUGAAGAUGAAUUACCGGCUAGAAUAAAUUCAGAAGAAGAACGUGAGCUGUUGGCGUUAAUGCUCAGAGUUCAUGAAUUAGAAGCUGACAAAAUGAUGCUGCAAAAAUUGUAUAUAAUGUACCAACAAGAAAUCCAUGCUGCUGCUUACAAUGAUAGUAAUUUAGUUGAUUUAUCAGUAUCUUCCAUGCUAUUUAAUAACCGUCUGCCACCAAUAAAUCGUGGAAUUCAUUUUGAGAGCCUUGAUGACACAAGAUUACCGAGCAGCUCUACGGAUUCUGAUUGGGAAUCGCCGUUACCACCAAUACCCGAGCCACAGGAAAUUGAAAAUGUAAUGGGUCCAGUUGUGCGUCCAUUAAUUUCUCCAUCUGUUUUCUUUCCACCGAUACCUAACUCCAAGCGAAAAAAUCAAGAAAAUAAAUUACGGAGAGUCGCAAGUGAUAAUAAUGUAAAUUCACCAAAAAGUUUACGUGACUCACGAUUAAAGGGAUAA
Molecule: messenger RNA, 2157 nt
Organism: Cotesia congregata
Lineage: Eukaryota; Metazoa; Arthropoda; Insecta; Hymenoptera; Braconidae
Source: the annotation of a GenBank genome assembly